AUGCUGCUGUGUCGCAUUGUGCUGGCACUGCUGCUGCUGCUGCUGCUCCACUACUGCCAGGCCGAGGAGGAGCCCACCGAGCAGCUGGCGGUCUCCCUGGCCGAGUCCCUGGCCAGAUCGGCAGGAUCCCCAUCGAGGGCCAUCCAAGGCGACGCCUACAUUGCCCGCAACCAGAGGCAGUGCUUCGAGACGCGCAGCCUGGUGUCGUGCAUCAAGUACAAGGCCAGCAAACUGAUCUGGAAACUGGCCACCAACAGCUUGGGCUUCUUCCCCAGCGAGUAUGGACGCGACCUGGGCGCGGACAAGGGCCGCUGGCUGAGAUUGGUCCAGCUGGGGGAGCCCGCCGACGAGGUGGUCGUGUUCAACGACGCCAAGAGCUUGGAAGGUGACAGCGAACUGACGCUGGUUCUUAAGUUUCUGAAGAGGGCGGUGGAGACCUUUGGACGCAACCACGGACUGCAGCUGAACUUGUCCAGCGAGAGUGGAGCGCGGGUCGUGGACGAAUCCGAGGCCCGCUUGAAGCGCAAGAAGAAGAAGUGGCUCAUCAUCCUGCCCCUGAUCAUCCUGAUGAAGAUCGCCCACCUGAAGAUGACAUUGGUGAGCAUGCUGUUGGCCGUGCUGGGCAUGAACGUGCUGUUGGUGGGCGGAGUGGGCUGGCUGAUCCACUACCUCAAGUACAAGACCAUGUGCAAGAUCCAUCCCCACCUGGUGCAGACGCACUCGCACGUCUACGAGAACGAUCCCACGGACUACUCGCAGUUCGUGGGCAGCAGCAGCUACUCCAACUCCUACUCCCCGUACAGCUCGGGGUCCGGGUCUCCGCACGAGGUCGGCGGCAACAGCUACAGCAAGGACUGGGCCACGAGUAAGGCCUACCACGCCCACAACUACCUGGACACGAUCAGCAAGCGGAUCCAGUAG
Molecule: messenger RNA, 921 nt
Organism: Drosophila rhopaloa
Lineage: Eukaryota; Metazoa; Arthropoda; Insecta; Diptera; Drosophilidae
Exons: 3
Coding region: 1-921 (306 amino acids)
Source: RefSeq, a predicted model, not a curated record